Molecule: messenger RNA, 816 nt
Organism: Pogonomyrmex barbatus (red harvester ant)
Lineage: Eukaryota; Metazoa; Arthropoda; Insecta; Hymenoptera; Formicidae
Source: RefSeq, a predicted model, not a curated record
AUGUUGCGGCUGCUUUUUUGGAUCUUCUCGGCCAUCGGCCUUUGGGCGAAUUUUUGGCGAUGCCGAGCGAUACUGUUGUACCCCGAAAAUACCUUGUUUCAGUUUACUUUCGGUAUCUCGAUGCCGGUGGCGAUGACGAAAAGGGGCGGCAUCGCCUUCUCUUCGGGAUUUCAACUCAACUUCGUUCUACCGUGGAACUUGUCGCAGUUCGAGCCGACGAUAAUUCCCGCGAGACACAUCAGGGAUCUCGAUUUACAGGAAACUUACGUCGCCAUCGAGGAUCUUCUGAAUGAACACGGCUGGAGGAACGGCAGGCAAUGCCUUUUGAGGACAAUUUGCGAGCUCGCCGAGACGCCUCUCUACAGGACUCAGCAAGACGUCCUCGGGGAAGUGAUCCACCUAAUUUUAACGCCCAUGGAGGACUUGCCGGUAGCGAUUAAUUCCAGUCACCGGAGCGCCAACAAAUUGUAUCAGGAAGCCGAACGAUUGGGAAAGUCUGGCGGCGAUUGCGUCUUAACGUAUCCCGAUUGCAUCGAGUCGCCGUUGGAAUCGUUUACAGAGAUUGUGUUUCCUUAGUUAAUCGAAUCGUUGAGCCUCUUUAUUCCCUUCAGGAUUAGAAACGCAUUCGAUUACUAUCAUAUCCGUUACUAUGCAUGUUAUCCUUAUUUAUCAUAUUAACUAUGUAAAAAUCUUAAUACGCCAAGCAGUCUUUUCUUCACAAAAUUAUAUUUUCAGAAAAUGAUGUACGACGGAUGAGAGUUUUAUUACGAGAUAAAUCUGAUCUGCACACUCGUGUAAACAUGGUGUUAACAAUAA